Molecule: messenger RNA, 2094 nt
Organism: Salvia miltiorrhiza (redroot sage)
Lineage: Eukaryota; Viridiplantae; Streptophyta; Magnoliopsida; Lamiales; Lamiaceae
Product: rhamnogalacturonan I rhamnosyltransferase 1
Exons: 9
Coding region: 245-1741 (498 amino acids)
Cellular component (GO): cytoplasm; chloroplast
Source: RefSeq, a predicted model, not a curated record
AUUCCCAAUCUUUUUAAACAAUUGAAAAUUUAUAAAAUUCAACUCCAACUCUCUCUCUAAAAGUGGUGUAUCAUCAUUAGGCCACCAAACAAAGAACUUUCAAUCUGCAGAGCCCAACAAGAAAUCGACUGAUGAAAGUGAAGAAGAAAAAGAGGCAGAAAAUACAAGAGAAAGAUUAAAUAUAACCGUUACGCUGGCGAUACCGUUACCGAGAUGAAGGUUUGGCGACGGUAAUGAGGCUUCAAUGGAGGCGGGUAGAUCAGAGAGAAGUGCGGAGAAAUCGCCGGCAUUGCAGGGGCCGGUGAUGCAGAGGACAAGGCUGCAGGUGUGGUUUAUUAGGGUUUGUUCUAGUAUUCUAAUUUGGACGUGCUUGGUUCAACUCGUGGCGGUUGGGGAGCUCUGGCACCCUCGUUUGCUUACUGGAAAUCCGGGCUCCACCAAAAUGUCGGCCCAUCAGGAGCGAUCGUUGCCUACUCCGCCUCAGCUGCCAGCCAGGAAUUACACAAGUAAUGGCUUUCUUAAAAUAUCUUGCAAUGGUGGCUUGAAUCAAAUGCGCUCUGCGAUAUGUGACAUGGUGACAAUUGCUCGACUUUUAAAUCUCACACUGGUUGUUCCAGAGCUUGAUAAGACAUCUUUCUGGGCUGAUCCUAGCAAUUUUGAGGAUAUCUUUGAUGUGGAACAUUUCAUCAAUUCAUUAAGAGAUGAAGUCCGAAUUGUCAAGAGGUUACCGAAGAGGUUUGGCCUACGAUAUGGGUACCAACCACUGGUGAAGGCUCCUGUUAGCUGGUCAAAUGAGCAAUACUACUUGCAACAGAUUCUUCCUCUCUUUGCUAAGAACAAAGUGUUACACUUCAACCGAACAGAUUCGCGGCUGGCCAACAAUGGGAUGUCCCUGGAGCUUCAGAAGCUUAGGUGCCGUGUCAAUUUUCAGGCACUAAAGUUUACCCCUCAGAUUGAGGCACUGGGAAACAAGUUGGUCCAUAUUAUCCAACAGAAGGGGCCCUAUUUAGCCUUGCAUUUGAGAUAUGAGAUGGACAUGUUGGCUUUCUCUGGAUGCACACAUGGAUGCACCGAAGAGGAAGCAGAAGAGCUCAAACGAAUGAGAUAUGCAUUCCCUUGGUGGAGGGAAAAAGAGAUAGUAUCUGAAGAGAAAAGAUCACGUGGCUUAUGCCCUCUUACUCCGGAAGAGAUGGCUUUGAUUUUGCAAGCAUUGGACUUUAGCAGAGAGACACAGAUCUAUAUUGCAUCUGGUGAGAUCUAUGGCAGUGAACGGAGACUUGCAGCACUAAGAGCCGCUUUUCCAAGGAUUGUGAAAAAAGAAAUGCUGCUAGACCCUGAAGAUUUACAGCAGUUCCAGAAUCAUUCGUCUCAAAUGGCAGCUCUCGAUUUUAUGGUUUCUGUUGCCAGUAAUAUCUUUAUUCCCACGUACGACGGUAAUAUGGCAAGAGUUGUAGAAGGCCAUCGCAGGUAUCUCGGGUUCAAGAAAACAUUCCAACUGGAUCGUAGAAGACUCGUGGAAUUGUUGGAUUUACAUCAUAAUCGAACUCUCUCAUGGGACGAGUUUUCAUCUGCUGUACGGCUUGCUCAUGCGACGAAAAUGGGACAGCCGUCUCAGCGUAGAGUUAUUGCAGACAAACCCAAGGAAGAAGAAUAUUUCUAUGCGAAUCCUCAGGAGUGUCUGUGUGAAGCAACGAACUGUGCUAACUUGUCGCCUGUUGGAAAUGCUACCGUGUCUUCGUGAGAUUUGCCUCCCAACGAGGAUCUACUGAGUGACGGAGUCUGUGAAUCGAGUGUGGAGUGGAAGCAAUGACGCCAUUUGAGAAAGCAAAGGCUUCGAUUUGGCAGAAUGCUUCGAUGAAAAGCAGUAAGAGAUAACAAGAGACCUAACUUGUUGGUAGGUAUGUGAUUUUGAUCGUCACACGUUACGAUUUAUGAAUUGCAUGAAGAAAUGCAUGAAAAGUGAGAUGUUAAAGCUGGAAUUGCCUUUAUUCAUUUUGUUCAUAAGCAUUUCUUUUCUUCUUCUGCUGCUUGCUGCAGAUUGUAAUUCACAUGAUUCCCUGCUAUUUAUAUAAAAGUUGCCCCAGUUUAUUACUA